AUGAUUCCAUCGUUGCGAUCAUCGAUGUCCACACGGCCCAACCUUCGGGCCCAACGGUAUGCCGUGUCGUUCCUUGAAGACGCUGUGGGUUGGCUCAGUCAGAACAAUCCGAAGCUCAAUCCCUUGAGCAGGAAACCAUCCGAGAGGCUGUCGAGCUGGUGGGCAGAGGAACGCCCGAGAGCACACAACGGAACGAUGACUGAAGAGCCUCUGGGCGAUCAGUCAAAAAGACGUUCUUCUCAGAACAAGAAGCAAAUACAAAAUGCAAACGAGACAAGCCAAAGACACGGAUCAUCAACAACCGCCUUCUCGUUUGCCGAGCACGGGAAGUGUGGGUUUUCACAAACCUGUCAAGGCAUCACCACGGGGACAGCGGCACCCGCAAUCACAGAGAGCGAUGAAGCAAGUCGUGGCAGCAAAAAGAAGCCGUCAUCAUCGUCUCGUCUGGCAAGCACCGGAAGUUUGGAUUUGCAUUCGGUCCCAGCCAGAAAGCCGACUGGUCCAGGGGUUCCCUGGUGCUUCUCAGAGAGCUUGUUGGCUCUGUUUUGCAAUGUGAACAACAAUGGUAGGAUCGAUUUCGUCAACUGGAAGCUGUCCGGUAUCGCACACAGUGACGGCAACUUGGGGCGCCGCAACAAGACGUGCAACAAUUGCUCCUCUUCACAAGACUGA
Seminavis robusta is the source of this 672-nucleotide messenger RNA. NCBI's taxonomy places the organism in Eukaryota, Bacillariophyta, Bacillariophyceae, Naviculales, Naviculaceae. The record is from the annotation of a GenBank genome assembly.